Molecule: messenger RNA, 993 nt
Organism: Brassica rapa (field mustard)
Lineage: Eukaryota; Viridiplantae; Streptophyta; Magnoliopsida; Brassicales; Brassicaceae
Product: nudix hydrolase 12, mitochondrial
Cellular component (GO): cytoplasm; nucleus
Molecular function (GO): pyrophosphatase activity
Source: RefSeq, a predicted model, not a curated record
CUCCUCAUUCUUCUCCGUAGCUUAAAAUAGAGAGAACAUAAAAACAAGAAGUUUUUUUGAAAAAAAGGUUAAUUCUGGAUAAUAAAAACGAGAGUUGUUGUUUCUCGCGAAGAUGAAGAUGAAAUGAUAUCCUAUGAUGAUGAUCAUGUUUCUUAAUAAACCCUAAUAAUCAGGAAGAGAGGGCUUUUCAAGAACAUUCAUCAAUGUCCGUUAUAUCAUCUCGGACUGGACGAGAUCGUCAACGUUACGACAACAACUUUCGUCUCGUUUCUGGAUGCAUUCCGUAUAGGCUGAUCAAAGACGAAGGAAGUGAAGAAGACACAAGUGUUGACUUUGUAAACAAGCUUCAAGUUCUCAUGGUUUCAUCUCCUAAUCGUCAUGAUCUUGUCUUCCCAAAGGGAGGAUGGGAAGAUGAUGAGACAGUUCUUGAAGCUGCUUCUCGUGAAGCCAUGGAAGAAGCUGGAGUUAAAGGAAGCCUUAGAGAAGUUCCUUUAGGAGUUUGGGAAUUUAGAAGCAAAAGUAGUAUUAGUAGUAGUUGUAAUGAGGAGGAUGAAUGCUUUGGUGGAUGCAAAGGAUAUAUGUUUGCAUUAAAGGUAACCGAAGAACUAGAGGAAUGGCCAGAACGUGAGAAUCGUGAGAGGAAAUGGUUGAAUGUUAAAGAAGCAUUAGAGCUGUGUCGGUAUGAGUGGAUGCAGAGAGCACUUGAAGAGUUUCUAAGAGUAAUGCAAGAAGAAGAAGAAGAAGAAGAAAGGAAAUUGAGAUCAGAGGAAGAGGAAGAGACAGUGCAGGAUGAUUCUUCAAAGCUAGAGGAGUGUCAAAUAGAUCCUUGUUACUGUUUUGUAGUUAAUUAGUUCUUUUUCAAUCUUUAUUUUAGCUUUUGGAUUCCGUUGAAAACCUGCUUCUAAUACUAAUGUAAACAAGUUGAAACAUAAGAAGCAAACAUGACUUCAGUUUGCAUGUGACAUUACGUAAUCUCAAACUUUGUCUGGAAUA